This is a messenger RNA of Epithele typhae, 726 nucleotides long. Its product is annotated as Isochorismatase hydrolase. NCBI's taxonomy places the organism in Eukaryota, Fungi, Basidiomycota, Agaricomycetes, Polyporales, Epitheliaceae. Bases 1 to 726 code for a protein of 241 amino acids. The transcript has 2 exons. The record is from RefSeq and is a predicted model, not a curated record.
AUGCUCGUCCCGCCGACCUUCCGCCCGGCGCUGAUCAUCGUCGACGUCCAGGAAGACUUCUGCCCACCCGACGGCGCGCUCGCGGUCCCCGACGGCCGCGCCAUCGUCCCGACCCUCCUCCGCCUCGCCGCGCUCCCGGGCUUCGCGCUCAAGGUCGCGACCAGAGACCACCACCCGCCCUCGCACGUCUCCUUCGCCGCGAACCACCCCGGGCGCACGCCCUUCGCGUCCACCACGACCGUCGUGAACCCCGCGAACCCCGCGGAGCGCUACGAGACGCGGCUGUGGCCCGUGCACUGCGUGCAGGGCACGCCGGGCAGCGAGCUCGUGCCCGAGCUGCGCGCGGCGGAGGCCGAGGGCCGGCUCGACGCCGUCGUGUGCAAGGGCACGGAGCCGCGCGUGGAGAUGUACUCGGCGUUCCGCUCGCCGCUCCGCGCGCCGCCGCUCGCGAGCGCGGUGAGCGACCUGGAGGCGCGGCUGCGGCGGGCCGACGUCACCGACGUGUUCGUCGUCGGGCUCGCGGGGGACUACUGCGUGGCGAGCACCGCGCGGGACGCGCGCGAGCUCGGCUGGCGCACGUACGUCGUCCAGGAGGGCACGCGGUGCGUCGGGGGCGACGACGGGUGGGCGGACACGUGCAAGGUGCUCGUCGCAGAAGGCGUCCAGGUCGUCUCCGAGGACGGAGAGGAAGUGGGAUGGGUCAAAGCGCUCGGGGGAGAGAGUUGA